Bactrocera oleae (olive fruit fly) is the source of this 2793-nucleotide messenger RNA. RefSeq names its product Recombination repair protein 1 (gene Rrp1). Gene Ontology annotation, biological process: base-excision repair. The record is from RefSeq and is a predicted model, not a curated record. NCBI's taxonomy places the organism in Eukaryota, Metazoa, Arthropoda, Insecta, Diptera, Tephritidae. Gene Ontology annotation, molecular function: phosphoric diester hydrolase activity; DNA binding; DNA-(apurinic or apyrimidinic site) endonuclease activity. Gene Ontology annotation, cellular component: nucleus.
GUUGUAUAGCAAUAAAAAUUUACCAUGUUCAUAAAAAUUUGAAAUUUUGAAUUUUGCCUGAAUGCUCAAGAAGAAGAAGGAUUUGACAUUUGUUAUGUCGUUUUCGCGCCUCUUGUGCGGCAUUUUACAUCCUCCUUUUUUGUAUAGUGCAAAUUGUGUCCGGCAAAUAUUUUUCAGAUUGCAGGAAAGUAAGUUUGCUAGUUCAAAAUAUAAAACUAAAAUCAUAGUAUAUAAUUUUGAACCAACAAGUAUUGCUAAACGCUACCAAGGAAAUUUUCCGCUAAUAAUUCCGUUGCAAUUAUUACGAAGUGAAGCAAGAAUGGCAAAGUUAGCUAAAGUGGUUGAAGGACAAAAGCCACUGGACAAUGGUAAUGAAGAAGGUGUUGUGUCUUCGUCAAGCGGAUUUUUGAGUGGUGAUGAAGACCCUGUAAUUUCCACUAAGGGUAAAGGACGCGGCCGUAAAGCUAAAAAAGAGGCGGUUAAAGAAGUAGACAUCAUACCGCCAGAAAAUGCAGAAAAAAUUGUAAAAGCCGUUGCCACCGUCAGAGGACGCAAAAAGUUAUCAAAUGAUGAGGAAAUAUCAAAUGCUAUAAAUUCUUUGGACUAUGAUACGAAAGUUGCGAAAAAGCCAGCUACAACAACUAAAGGUCGUGGCAAGAAAACUGCUACAGAGGAGCUCUCACAAGCGGUGGCGAAUAUCAGUGAAGAGACUAUGGAAGUUGUGGCACCAGCCAAACGAGGACGAAAAGCGGUGGCCGCAAAAAUUGUGAAAACGUCUGAUGACAAAAAUACAGAAAUUAAUGUAGCGCCGGCACCGAAGGGAAGAGGAAAAGGAAAAAAAAUUACUGCUGCAACUAUUGAUAUUGAGGAACCCAUUGCAGUCCUGUCAAUUGCUGAAGAGUCCAGCAGCAAACAAAAAAAGCAAAAAAAAUCGGGCAAUGAUAUUCUAAAAGAAAAAAGUGCCGAAACUGUACAGCUAGUAAAGGAGGAUAAAAAAAAGAAAAUUUCUAAGAGCACCAAAGUCAAAACGGAGCCAAUUGAAACAGACAACGAAGCAGAACCAGAAGCAAUUGUGGAUGCGAAGAAACCCAAGGCAAAAGGCAGACAGCCAAAACAAGAGGAAAUUGAACCAAACAAUGAACCAGAGACAAUUGUGGAAAAAGCAAAGUCAAAAGGCAGACAGCCAAAACAGGAACAAAAGGAGUUAGUUGUUAAAGAUUUAUUGGAAAAAUCGACGGAGAAACGUUCAAAAGGAAAGGCAGCUACUAAACGCAAAGCUACCAACAAGGACCCAGUUGCAGACAUUUUAAUUGAAAAAACUGCAGAAUUGAAUGUAGAGACGAAAGAGGAGGAUUUUAAACCCACCACUAAUAAAAUAUCCAAAAAAGAACCGAAGGAAAAGAAAGCGGCAAAGGAAACCAAACCUAGAGCAAGAGCAGCCAAAACUCAGAAAAAAAGCGCCGAGGAAGAAUUGGAAAAUGGUGUCACAGAAGAGGAUAAGAGACCCAAAGGUCGAAAGAGGGCUGCUGCCAUCGCUGACGAUGAUGAGGUCGAUGGAGCUAAGCCUACAAAAGCAAAGAAAGCAAAAGCGCCUUUAAUGAAUGCAACUACAACAAAAUACAAUAAAGAAGACUUCAUAUUGCCACCAAAAGAAGAUGGAGUAGAGCAAUUUAAUUUUAAAAUUUCUAGUUGGAAUGUGGCUGGAUUGCGUUCAUGGUUAAAUAAAGAUGGCUUACGCUUUUUGGAAUACGAAUCACCAGACAUUUUUUGCUUGCAGGAAAUUAAAUGCACCAUAGAUCAACUGCCGGAGGAAGUUGCCCGUAUACCAGGUUAUCAUCCCUAUUGGCUUUGCAUGCCCGGCGGAUAUGCAGGCGUGGCUAUAUAUUCGAAGAUUAUGCCCAUUAAUGUGGUAUAUGGCAUUGAUAAUGAAGAGUUUGACGAAGUUGGUCGCAUGAUUACAGCUGAGUAUGAAAAAUUCUUUCUGAUCAAUGUUUAUGUGCCAAAUUCUGGGCGGAAGCUGGUAAAUUUGGAGGCACGUAUGCGCUGGGAAAAACUCUUUCAGGAGUAUGUGAAACGUUUGGAUGCCAUAAAGCCUGUUGUCAUAUGCGGUGAUAUGAACGUAUCACAUCAGGCCAUAGAUUUGGCAAAUCCAAAAACCAAUACACGUAGUGCCGGUUUUACACAGGAGGAACGCGACAAAAUGUCUGAAUUAUUGGCACUUGGCUUUGUUGAUACAUUUAGACACUUGUAUCCGGAUCGCUUAGGUGCUUACACAUAUUGGACAUACAUGGCAAAUGCACGAUCGCGAAAUGUUGGCUGGCGCUUAGAUUAUUAUAUUGUUUCGGAACGUUUCACUAAACGAGUAGUGGAUAACUGUAUCCGUGCGCAGGUUAAGGGCAGCGACCACUGUCCAAUCACACUGUUUUUGAAAAUUUAAAUCGUACGUACUUUCCUAAUAUUUUUUUAUAAACGUUGAGUUAUUUGUCGACUUUCAUAUAUUUGUUUGAUAUUUAUGUUUGUUUCUUGUCAUUCCUUUAUCGUAAAACGUCACACCAUCAGUGCAUAUCACGCACACAUCACUUUAUGUUACUUAAAUUCAAAAUCAACCAUAUUAAAUAUAAUUUUGAUAUUAUUAUUUAUUUCAAUGAACUUUUCUAAUUCGAAGCUCAAAUCAUGCAUUCCUAUUAUUAAACAUAUUCGGUAUUCUCAAUUUGUGUAUUUUCGAAAAUCAAAACUUUAAUUAUUAAAGGAAAUCAUACCUAAAGAGGAAUAAUAAAUUUAAUUAAGCAAAAA